AAGCUGGGAUUGCAUCUCUGACACCUCCACAGAUUCAGCGUGAAGCAGGGAGAGAGAGCGGCGCAGACAUGCAGACAGAAUGGAUAGAAAGACGACAGAGGGAGCGAGAGAGUGAGGCAGAGAGUGAGAGAGACGAGUGAAAGAGACAGAAGAUAUAUUUGACUGUGUGGGUGUGUGAAGUAUCAAGGCAUGCAUCAUAAUUGUGGAUUCUUCUUGGAGCAGCUGGACAAGUCAGUGCAUCAGCAGGACAUUUACUGGUCUUUCAAAUUGUGUUAUUUUGUACUUUAAAACAGUGGAAGCUGUGAGCACAGACAGCGACAUUUUGAAAGACAAAAUGGAAACCGACUUGUUUCUGCUGCCUCAAGGAUUUCAUUAACAGGGAAUACAAAAUUACUUCAACUAAGUGAAGUGAUGCCAAAAAUGAUUUGUGGAAAAUUAUGAUACCUCUGCACCCUCAAUAAUAGGAAAUCAAGUGAAGACUUUAUCUGAGAUGGCUCUCAGCCACAUUAUCAUCUGCCUCCUGCCACUCAUUUGCUAUGGGUCAUCCCACCCCUCUCCUCCGCCACCUCCUCCCCGGGGAUGUAGUGUGGAUGUGGAUCCUCCAUACAGGGUGCUCUGCGACCUGGAAUCAGUCUGGGGUGUUGUUCUGGAAACUGUGGCCUGCAGCGGUGGUCUCACAUCAGUGGUCCUCGCUGUGCUCCUGCUAGUCAAGAUGCGCUCCAUUUCUGACCCUGCCAAGCGCUCCAGCCUGGGGCCUCUACUCCUGCUUCUGGGCACACUUCUUGGGCUUUUUACCAUCUCUCUGGCUUUCCUGGUGGGGAAGAACCAGGCGCUCUGUGUGGUUCGAAGGGCCUUUUGGGGACCCCUUUUUGCCCUCUGCUUUUCCAGCUUACUGGUGCAGGGUGUGAGGCUCAGGAGGCUGGUAGCUGGAAAGGCAAGCCCAUCUGGCAGCUCCCUUGCAGCACUCGGUCUGGCCUUGGCCUUGGUUCAGGGGAUAAUCUCUGCCGAAUGGGUGCUGCUGACUGUAGUUAGGGAGGGUCACCCAGCCUGUGAAUAUCCACCUUUAGACUUUGCCCUUACCUGCAGUUACACUUUGGGGCUUCUUCUCAUAGCCAUGGGUCUCUCUCUUGGGGUGGUGCUGUGUGGUGGAGAGCUGGCAGUAGAUGGAGGAAGUGGCAAUGACGAAGACAGAGAAGGAGAUAGUGAAAGACGGAAAUGGAAGUGUAACGCAAUCUGGCUCGUCCUGUCCAGUCUCGCAUCAGCAUUACUAUGGGUGGCCUGGCUGGGGUUUUACCUUUACGGCAGCCAGACGUUAAGGGGAAGGGGGAACAGAGAGAAGGGAGGGGGGAAUAAGGAUGCAAAAGUGUUCGAUGAGCCUGCACUGGCUGUCGCCCUGGUUAUUCAGGGAUGGCUUCUGCUCCUGUUCCACGCUGUCCCAGAGACUCACCUGUGUCUCCUGAAAACUUCACAAUCCGACACGCAAGACUUCUUUGACACCAGUCACACGUCUCCUCCUUCACAUUACGGAGAUGAGCUCCCUGCACAUUCGCACCGAUCCUUCCAAGAGAACCAGGCCUUUUCAAUGGAGGAACACAGUGCAACUCUCCGAAGCGGAACAUACCACGGUAGCCAUGGAAGUAUGCGUCCUGGUAUCGCCUUCAGAGGGCAUGUCUACCAACCUACCGAGAUGGCUCUAGUGAUGAACGGUGGUACAAUGCCCACAGCCCCAGUUAACUACACUGGACGACGGUUAUGGUAAUAUACGGGGCAAAUGUUGAAGAGGACACACUUCAGUCACAUUUUUGAGGGAAGAAGUAUUAAAGACGGUACAUAUCACAAAGAAGCGACUUCAUAAGAGAUAGCUAUGUUUACUGUGUUUGUGUUUUUUGCCACACAUGUGCAGAUUUGGCAUUUUAAAAAGAAACUAGUGGUAUUUUUGCCUACAUUUUCCCGAAGGCUUUUUUGAUGGAUGUAAAGGAACAAGAGAGGGAAGAGAAAGCGACAUCUCUCAGUAAAGUGAUAUUUUUCGAUGAUGCAUUUUUCGAUGAACACGUGUAAUCUGAAUUAUAAUACAUACACACAAGAACAAGAAGUCUAUUAGCACAACUAAAUGUUAUAUUUAAAGUGUUUUUUUUUAUUAUAUUAUAUUAAAAGAGACAUAUUGAAUGACCUGUUGUUAAACCAUGACAGAGUUGAGCUUAGAGGAAGACUUGAAUGUGUUGAGGUAAACUCUUUUGCCUGAGCAGCACCAAACCAGUGCUGCAACAUUCUAACUUUUGUUUAUCAACCAUGCUUACUUCAUAAAAAUGCACUUUGUAUGUCAUUUAUUAUUAUUAUUAUUUUUUUGUUUGCAUUCAAGCUACAACUACAAAUAAGCUGUUAGGAUAGGUAUGUAAAAUACCUGCUUACACCCACAAUGCUUGCACAGCCUCUGUUUUUCAUCCUGGAAAGUCCCAAAGGAUUCGCAUAGUGAUUUUCUCUCUAUCCCUCGCCUUUCCAAUAUAAGUACUGUUGGGCAGUUUGCCACAUUCACAGUGUUUACUCAUAAAGGCUUUGUAUUCAGCAGAUCUCGUGCAGGGCUGUGGAGGACUUUUAUUUUAAAAGGUGAAUAAAAACUCUACAGCUUGUGGAUUGUUUUUUUUAAACAAGGUUAAUUUUUAAUAAGCCUAUGAUAAAAAGCCAUUUAAUACUGCAGCACUAAUCCUGCAGUAUUAGUAAAUAGGGUUUACUGUUAGUGGCUGUAAUUUUGCACUUUAUCAGCACUGAUUACAUCUGGGAAUUGUGAUAUUUGACAUUACUGGACAUGCAUGUAAAAGCACAGUUUAAAGGUAAUGUAUUUUGUCAAAACAUAAGUGUUUUGUUUUCUAGAAUUUUAAUAACUGUAUACUAAAGAAAAUGACCAGUUGUUUGUGUUUCUAAUAAAUUGGCAUUGGAGAGAUCAUUGACAAAACAGUCUCACCCCUCUAAGCCAAUAAGUCAGAAAAUUUACAUUUAAAAAUAAAACAAUUUCUGGACAAUCAAGCAAAUCCCGUUGCUGAGGAAGGCCAGGUAUGUGUAAACCUAAAAGAAACAGGUAACCGUUUCUGUGGUCAGACUGUUUUGUCUUGCAGAGUUUAUUGUGCAUUAUCAACAUUUUUUAGAUGUAUGAUAAAAUCUUAAAAAUGGCAGAAAAAGUAAACCCUUUGGAAUUAAAAAUCUAAAUUUUUUUAUUGGGUUUUUAUCCAUUAACUGGUGGUGAGAAAUAAACAGCUGUCAUUAGUCUUCAUUAAACAUAGUGAAUAUAUAUAUUGACAAAGGAAAAAUGAUGAACCUUGGAUCUUAUACCUCCCUAAACUGUCAUAUAACGAUGCUCCUGGGUUCAUUUUAGGAUUAUAUUUCACUGAAAUCAUUCUGUAGUACACUGGUUAAUAAAUUCAUUCCAGAAAGCCAUAAAAUGUAUAUAAAAGAUGGCUGUAGCUUCUGAGUCUGAUAAGUAAAGCUAGUGCCAAAGUGCCUUAAACAUGGGUUCUUUCUAACGGUCAGCAGGGGCCCUUGAUGUUGCAAAAAGAAGUCAAAAUUUAUAAAAGUCUGGGCUCCCUUGAUUCCCACCUUUGUAAGAACUUCCCCUAUGAGUUUAAGGUCUUAAUCGGUUGUUUCACAUUUUUUGACUACAACAAAACAUUAAUUUUGUGUAUUAUGGUCCCACCUCAGUCAAAAUGACAACAAAGCAGGCUUUAUGGUAUGUUGGCAAGACAGAGAUGAUGAUUUUACUUCAGGUUAGGCUUAUUGUUCUCAUUAUUACCUUCUUACCUAACCUCUACUAGACUUCAGCUUAAUACCACCCAUCCUUACAUUAUACUGAAGCUUAAUGGUGGUGAUCACUUGGUGGAGUCCCAGGCGCAACAGAAACAAAAGUGGCCCAAAAUGAUAACACUAUGUGGGAUAUCACAUGUAAGUUUACAUGUAGGGUUAUUUUGAUAAUUCCAAAGGGUUUUCUUGCAUUUUCUUCCCACUUUACAGUUAAACUUUAAAUUCCAUGAAACAAAAUGAAAAGAUUUGGCAUAACUGUAAAUUUAACUGGAAACCUUUGAUAUUUUGGGCCAGAUUUGCUGACGUAUUGCACAAGCAGAAAUUGGGUUUUGGUGUGAAAAAAAAGUAACAUCAGUAUUAACAAAGACAUUGCAGUAACAAGAUUGCAUGUCAGAGGUGGGAUUUCAGAGAUUUUUGUGACCGAUCCAGUCGUGAUAUUUUACACUGAAAAACAGCAUAUCACAUUUUUUGCAAUUGAUAUUAUAAUGAACUGAAAGUGGGUGUGUUUAGAUAACUAACCACACCUGUAAGUGCUAUUUGGGGAUCGUGCUCACGCACUAUUUUGUCCUGUUUAGUAAAUCAAGCCCAUUUAAUUACAAUGCUGAAAAGUUUGUGUUGAAUUUAACCUAUUAAGACUCAGUUAACUUUGAGACUGAAUUCUGAAUCCAAUCCUGAACAAGUUAGUAAAAUGAGGUCGAAAAGCAGGUCUCACAAUGUUCUUCUCUAAUCUUGAGACCAUUUCUUCUUACUAUAACACUAAACAACUAAACUGUGAGUGAUUUUACUUUUGUGUAAAGCCUUGUGUUCUAAUAUAGUACAAUGAAAAUAUGAUCAUUGUAGGAUUUUUUUUAAUGUAUUAAGCCUAUAUAACUGAUUUUUAAACAUGUACUGUAGUUGUUCCAAAUGUGAAAAAGCACUGGUAUUUCUUAUUUGAGAUCCUCUUAUAAUGAUAGCUCUGUCACUGUUUUAUGGCAGCAUAACAUGAAUGUCUGUAAUGUGAUUUGCACAAAGUGACUAAUACAUCAGUGCACCUAUUCUGUUAAAUAUA
Messenger RNA from Maylandia zebra (zebra mbuna), 4837 nucleotides. RefSeq names its product G protein-coupled receptor, class C, group 5, member Bb (gene gprc5bb). The record is from RefSeq and is a predicted model, not a curated record. Lineage: Eukaryota; Metazoa; Chordata; Actinopteri; Cichliformes; Cichlidae. Gene Ontology annotation, molecular function: protein kinase activator activity; protein kinase binding; G protein-coupled receptor activity. Gene Ontology annotation, cellular component: signaling receptor complex; plasma membrane; intracellular membrane-bounded organelle. Gene Ontology annotation, biological process: G protein-coupled receptor signaling pathway.